This is a messenger RNA of Colletotrichum orchidophilum, 1368 nucleotides long. Its product is annotated as glycosyl hydrolase family 18. Gene Ontology annotation, molecular function: chitin binding; chitinase activity. The transcript is spliced from 3 exons. The record is from RefSeq and is a predicted model, not a curated record. Gene Ontology annotation, cellular component: extracellular region. Lineage: Eukaryota; Fungi; Ascomycota; Sordariomycetes; Glomerellales; Glomerellaceae. Gene Ontology annotation, biological process: carbohydrate metabolic process; chitin catabolic process. The annotation marks the transcript as partial.
CUCCUGUUAUAUGACUGUCUACACUUCGACCCCGACAUAUUCUCUCUUCCUCUCGCCUUCCGCUCUCGUCCUCAUUUUCAAGCUCAUGCCCGCGCUCUGCGAGAGUUUGAACAUUUCGAAGCUAUCCUCCCUUGCAACGUCGGCGCCAACAUGAAGCUACUAUUCACGGCCCUCUGCGGCCUGCUCAUCCUUCUCCAAUCCGCGGCAAUGGCCUCCGCCCAAGAGACCGCCGAAAGGGCCGCGUCCGGCCUCAAAUGCGUCAUGUAUCUCACUGGCCAACACCCCAAUGUCCCCUCUAGAGAGCUCGUGUCUCACAUCACCCACGUGGAGCUGGCUUUCAUGAACUCGGACACCUUCAAUAAGGACGUGGCCGAGUGGCCUCUCUUCACCACCGUCGACAAGGUCCGCACCCAGUUCAUGCCCGGCACCAAGGUAAUGGUCGCCAUUGGCGGCUGGAGCGACACCAAGGGUUUCGACACCGCCGCCCGUACCCCAGAGUCGCGGAGGAAAUGGGCCCAAAAUGUUGCCGACAUGGUCAAGGCAACCGGCGCUGACGGUAUUGAUAUGGACUGGGAAUACCCUGGCGGUAAUGGCGAAGACUACAAGGACAACACCAACGAGGAAAAGAGGUGGGAGAUUGAGGCUUACCCCUUACUGCUUGAGGAGGUCCGCAGGCAGCUCCCAAGGGGCAAGCUCAUCUCGGCUGCCACUCCAGGCCUCGAGCGCGACAUGAUUGCCUUCACCAGGGAGACGGUCCCUCGCAUCGUGCGCAGCCUCGACUUCGUUAAUGUCAUGACCUACGACAUGAUGAACCGUCGAGACAACGUGACAAAGCACCACACGGGUAUGGAGCUGUCCAGAAUUGCCGUCGACAACUACAUGGCCAGAGGAGUCCCGGCCCAUAAGAUCAACCUCGGCUUCGCCUUCUACACCAAGUGGUUUAAGACGACGGAUUGCCCCGAGGGCAAGGAGGUCGGAUGCCCGACACCCCUCAUGGAGGAUCCCGUCACGGGUGGGGACCUGGGCCAGACGGGAGGCUUCAGCUGGAACGAUGGGGUGCAAGAAGACGUAAAGGCCUCGUUCGAGAGAGCCCAGAAGGAGGGCAAGUAUGACAAGGAGGGCGGUGGGUACUACUACCUUGACAGGGCCGAGAAGCGGUUCUGGACAUAUGAUACCCCCGAUGCCAUCCUGCGCAAAUUCCCUGCCCUCGUUGACGACAAGAGACUCGGCGGUGUCUUUGCCUGGGGCCUGGGCGAGGACGGGCCUGAGUACAACAACCUCAAGGCGGUCAACAAAGGCCUGGCAGAGCGCAGGGGCCGAGGCAGCUUUCCCUGGGGUCCGGGCCCUCGAGAGGCUGAUGAGCUGUAG